This is a messenger RNA of Thermothielavioides terrestris NRRL 8126, 1020 nucleotides long. RefSeq lists its product as uncharacterized. Bases 1 to 1020 code for a protein of 339 amino acids. The record is from RefSeq and is a predicted model, not a curated record. The transcript has 4 exons. Lineage: Eukaryota; Fungi; Ascomycota; Sordariomycetes; Sordariales; Chaetomiaceae.
AUGUCGGGUCGCAGCGCCUACGCUCGGAAAAAGGCCACUGAACGCACACCAGCGCGGGCCAGGUCCAAUGCCAGUUCCGACAAUGCUACGACCGGCGGGCUGGGCGAGCUGGUCGGUGGACCGGUUCCUCGCCAAGAUCGAGCCCGGUACCGGGAGAUGGAUGCUGCAGGCACCAAGACGGCAAACGCGCGCCCCCGGGACUUAACGGGACUUCCCGAGAUGGAUGAUAUGGCCGUAUACUACAACGGAGACCACAACAAUGGCGGCCGGAGCGGGUCCAGUUUAGGUGAGAGGAGUGCAGGCCCGCACGCGUCACGAGGCAACAGACCGCUCGACGACUCCGCCCACGCCCGCCCCCCGAGACUGACGUUGAAGACGGACUAUGUGUCCGGGAUUGAAAAGUCCGGACUCAGGAACGCGCUGGACAAGAAGAGCGACGAACUGGCGACCACAGACCGGAAUCGGCUGCCACUGUGCCGCUGGAUUGGCGCCGGAAGACCACCACAACGGUGGAAUAAGCUGAGGAAGGAUCCCGAGCUAUGGGACCCCCAUGGGGAUGUCCUCGUCUUCUUGGGUCAGAGGGGCCAGCCUUCCCUGGAUCCAUCCUUCCGCCUGUCUUCGCACAUCAUCGAAGCCACCGAAUCUCGCUACCUGAUCGCCAUGCUGCGAGAGGGCUCCACCGAAGACGACCUUGACACGCCUUCACCUCUCUCGGGUGCGCCGCCGAUGCUGCAGCGGCAUGGAUCGUCUGGACGGCGGCGACUUGCUCCGGGAGGCUACGGCCAUCGUGGCCAGCCCACCCCGCCUGCCUCGGAGGAUAACAGCUUGUGGAAUGCGGAUGGGCAGAUCUCGUAUGAGCUGCACUUCCCAGCACCCUCGGAUUCGUCAGCCCGCGACCAGGUGCGAUAUCAUAUCACCACCCGCAACGUGUUUGCCCUGCUCUACCAUGCUUCACUGGUUGGCUUCUCGCUCCGACAACAUCGGCUCGAUUCUCCACUACCUCUCCGCUCGGGGCAUUGA